CAAUUGUAUCGAAUCUCGGCUGCCAGCACGCUGACGAUCAAAAGAUAUAUAGGCGAUUGGCUGACGUAACUGACAUCGGUGACUGGGGGCCAAAUGCCCUUCAAACCGGGUCUCAAAACCCCAGCGAGGGACUUGUUGUUUUUAAAAAUUCUUCAAAAUACAAUCUGGGUCCAAUCCGUCGCGCGAGACGCCAAACCCCCCCCCCUGAACUCCUGUGUCACCGACAGUCACAUCUGCUUUAGGCUUUGAACUAUCGAUCACAUCGAUGCUGUCACAUCGCCGCAGUCCCCAGAGAGUACCAUCCACAAACUAGCCUAUCUGAUAGUUGCCCCAACAUGACACAUACCGACCGAAAAGGACCCGGGAUCGCCCGACCCAAACAUCCUAAAAAGAUCCAUCACCCACCCUCUCGCCCAUCCACCUCGACCGCCUCCACAACACCCUUGACCACCCCACUGCCCAUCGAAGAACUCGUACUCCGCUCCAUCUCCUCCGCUCUCGAGAAGACGCUUCGUAACUCUGCGCUGCCGACGAUCAUUCAGAACAUCAAACACUUGUUGUACGAGAAGAAGUUCCUCGAGGUUUUUGAGGACGAGACGGUGCUUGAGGCUUAUGCAUCAAGAUGGGUACCUAGUCGGGCGUUGGCAUUCAGGGAGAUCAUGGGAGAGAGCGAGUAUGUGGUCAGGUUGUUGGAAGGGAGAAAGGCUGGAGCGAGGAGUCAGGGGGAUGUGAAGGGCAAGGGCAAGGGAAAGGAGGACGAAGAGGAACAAGGGGUGCAGGCAGCGUCGCCGAGGAACAGGGUCGUCUGUCUAGGAGGAGGAGCCGGAUCGGAGCUGCUCGCUCUAGUCGCGCUCGUCUCGGCCGAGAACGAAUGGACAGAGUUCCCUAAACCCGUCGACCAGACGGGGUCGAAAGACGAUCCGGAUGAUAGCGAGGAUGACGAUGAUGACGCCAAGACGGACAAAGUGAAAAGAACAGCAUUCCCACCGUGCGACGUGCAUAUGGUCGAUAUUGGACCUUACGCACCGGUAGUCGACAAAUUCACUACGAGCCUACGCUCUACCCUCAUCUCGGCGGACUUUACCGAAUCCUUCCAUCAGACCGAUAUCCUCUCUCCGGAUUCCGACGUCCUAGCCGACCUGCUCGAAUCCGCCUCCGACCUAGCCAACCCGCCUUUAGUGACCCUCUUCUACACACUGUCCGAACUCUUCCUUCAAUCACGUCCGGCGACCAUCAUCUUCCUCGACAAACUCUCCCGAUUAGCACCCAAGGGGACGCUCUUCCUCAUCGUCGACUCUGCCAACGAAGAAGCCAGCGCGCUCGGUGUAGGCAAGUCCGGUCGAAGUUAUUCCCUGGGCGACGUCCUCGAUGGUCUGCUCUGCGCGCUCAAACCCGCUCCGGAUGGUGGUGAAGGACCGCCAAAGCCGAGAUGGAAAAAGCUGGAAGGUGUCGAUAGUCGAUGGUUCAGGUUGAAAGCGGGACUGCAGGAAAAGUACCCGGUCAAGUUGGAGAACUCUAGGUACUGGUCGAGGUUGUACAGGAAGGAAUAGCGGCCGAUACUUCUGGAUGAUUAUGCCGCCCGUCUUCAUUUUCGAUCCCGACCAGGCUGUCCAAGCAUGUUGACUGAUCCUAGAUCCGUGGUUCACCGCUGCCAUCCGGUUCUACGACUAUACAAGCUUUGCUCGCUUUGGUGAUUGUGGAGGAGGUGGAACCAAAAUCCUGAGGAGGACGACCUCCGCUUUUACGUGCUCGACUACGGCGGUAAGAGGCGCAAAUUGGCCCAGGAGG
Messenger RNA from Filobasidium floriforme, 1788 nucleotides. RefSeq lists its product as uncharacterized. The coding region runs from base 336 to 1550 and encodes 404 amino acids. NCBI's taxonomy places the organism in Eukaryota, Fungi, Basidiomycota, Tremellomycetes, Filobasidiales, Filobasidiaceae. The record is from RefSeq and is a predicted model, not a curated record. The transcript has a single exon.